CGGUGACUCAGAGCGCUCGGGCAAGGGAUCGGAGCGCAUCGCUUGGGCUGCUCUCGUCGGCGCGCCUUUGGGAACCCGCGUCCAGCGCUCUCGCUCUCUCUCGCCCGCUCGCUCGCCCGGGCCAGCAGGAUGGAGACCCCGGGGGUUCAAGGGAAGCGGAGCACCCGGAGCGGGGCCGGCUCCUCGACGACGACCCCGCUCUCGCCGGCGCGGAUCACCCGGCUGCAGGAGAAGGAGGAGCUGCAGGAGCUCAACGACCGCCUGGCCAUCUACAUCGACAAGGUGCGCUCGCUGGAGUCGGAGAACGCCGGCCUGCGCCUCCGCAUCACCGAGUCCGAGGAGGAGGUGAGCCGCGAGGUGACCGGCAUCAAGGCCGCCUACGAGGCCGAGCUGGCCGACGCCCGCAAGACCCUCGACUCGGUGGCCAAGGAGCGCGCCCGCCUCCAGCUGGAGCUCAGCAAAGUCCGCGAGGAGCACAAGGAGCUCAAGGCCAGGAAUGCCAAGAAGGAAGGGGACCUUUUGGCCGCCCAGUCCCGCCUCAAGGAUCUCGAGGCCCUGCUGAACUCUAAGGAAGCCGCCCUGACCACGGCCUUGGGGGAGAAGCGCAACCUGGAAAAUGAAGUCCGUGACCUUCGAGGCCAGGUGGCCAAGCUGGAAGCCGCCAUGGCCGAGAACAAGAAGCAGCUUCAGGACGAGAUGCUGCGCCGGGUGGACGCUGAGAACCGUCUCCAGACCUUGAAGGAGGAGCUGGAGUUCCAGAAGAACAUCUACAGCGAGGAACUCCGCGAGACCAAGCGCCGCCACGAGACCCGCCUGGUGGAGAUCGACAACGGCCGCCAGCGGGAUUUUGAGAACAAGCUGGCCGACGCCCUGCAGGACCUGAGAGGCCAGCACGAGGCCCAGAUCCGGCUCUACAAAGAGGAACUGGAGAAGACCUACAGCGCCAAGCUGGAGAACGCCAAGCAGUCGGCCGAGAGAAACAGCAGCAUGGCCGGGGCGGCCCACGAGGAGCUUCAGCAGACACGCAUUCGCAUCGACAGCCUGUCGGCCCAGCUGAGCCAGCUGCAGAAGCAGUUGGCAGCUAAGGAGGCCAAACUUCAUGACCUGGAGGACGCGCUUGCCCGGGAACGCGAGACCAGCCGCCGUAUCCUGGCCGACAAGGAGCGGGAAAUGGCCGACAUGCGAGCUCGCAUGCAGCAGCAGCUGGAUGAGUACCAGGAGCUGCUGGACAUCAAGCUGGCCCUGGACAUGGAGAUCCAUGCCUACCGCAAGCUCCUGGAGGGCGAGGAGGAGAGGCUGCGCCUCUCCCCCAGCCCGUCCUCCCAGAAGAGUGGCUCUCGCACCCGCAUCUCGCACUCCUCCAUGCAAGGCUCGUCCAAGAAGAGGAAGCUGGGCGACGGGGAGAGCCGCACCAACUUCUCCCACCACGCCCGGACCAGCGGCCGCGUGGCCGUGGAGGAAGUGGACCUGGAAGGGAAGUUCGUCCGUCUCAGGAACAAGUCAAACGAGGACCAGUCGCUGGGCAACUGGCAGAUCAAGCGCCAGAACGGAGAUGACCCAGCCUUCACCUACCGGUUCCCGCCCAAGUUCACCCUGAAAGCCGGCCAGGUGGUGACGAUCUGGGGCUCCGGAGCAGGCGUGACCCACAACCCGCCUUCCGACAUGGUGUGGAAGAACCAGGCCUCGUGGGGCUGCGGAGACAGCCUGCGCACUGCUCUCCUGACCUCCUCCGGAGAGGAGGUGGCCAUGAGGAAGCUGGUGCGCACCGUGAUCAUCAACGACGAGGAGGAAGAGGAGGAGGAGGAGGAGGAAGACGGCCUCCAUCGCCACCACCACCACAGCCACUGCAGCGGAUCGGGCGACCCCGGCGAGUACAACCUGCGCUCCCGCACCGUCCUGUGUGGCUCCUGCGGCCAGCCCGCGGACAAGACCGGCGGCGUCGGUGGCAGCACCACCAACGCGGGCACCAGCACCCUGUCCUCCGGCUCCUCCUCUUCCAGCCUCACCAUCACGCGCACUUACCGCUCCGGGGGGACCUCCCUCGGGGAGGGUCUCCUGCCCAGGAGUUACAUCUUGGGGAAUUCCAGCCCACGCCAGCAGGGUCCUCAAAACUGCAGCAUCAUGUAAUCUCCCUGUUUCUCCCUCCCCGAUGAUGAUGCUUAACACAGCUUGUGCAGGAAAAAGAGAAGGAGAGGGAGGGAGCAAGGGGAAAGAAGAGAAAAGAUUUUUAAAGAAGUUAUUUUCUACAGCAGGAAUUUAUACUUUAUUAUAUGUAAAAUGCUAAAGAUGCUUCAGGGGUUUUUUUAAAGGAGAGAAAAAAAAAUCUUUUUUUUCUAUAACAAGGAAAACUUAUAUUUAAAAAAGCCAAGCCAAAGAUGUUAUUACCAAAAAAAAAAAAAAAAAAAGAGAGAGAGAGAGAGAGAAAAGAAUGUCAUUUAUGGUUCGAUAAUGCUUUAGAUAGCUGUGUUUAUAUCUAUCUGGCUUUCUGCUUGUAAAAGGAAAAGCCUCCCGUUCGAGUCAAGCCUCUAAGAUUUGUCUUGUCCUCUCGAGGCAAACUCUGAAGGGUUGUUAGGGGUUUUUUUUGCACUUGAAUGUCUCCCUGUGGGAUGUGCUCAAAGCAGGAAUUAUUCCUGUAUCGCACCUUAGUUAACAGCAGCCGCGCUCCACCGUAAAGCCACACACCCGGGAGUAGAUGGCCUGGCUCAACCGCGCAGACCGCUUCCCGUUCGGGAUCCGGUUUGCGUCUUCAUUUUGUACUGAUUUUCCCAUUUGAAAUUCUGCACGGGAAACACAAGGCUGUGCUUAAUCCAACCUAGAUCCGUCCUGUUUAAUUCCGGACUGAGAAACCUGCAUCGGGAGACUGGCAGGGGGUUCGGAUUAAAAUCCAAAACGGCCUUCAGUCAUCAGCCCAGGUUCUAAAACCAGUUCUCCCAAAUUUUGGGUCAACAUUGAAAUUCAGAUUUAAAACCAAAUUCAGUUUUUAAGAAACAUAGUGGCGCCUUCCCUUUUGCAACGCAGAAAAGACACUUCCUUCAACCGGUUUGAAUCCAGAUUUGGCUGCGUCUACAUGGGACGUGGUUGCACUUUAAAAAAAUCAAAAUCUGGACGAACCCCUUCCACGCGAAACUUCGGGCGUGGGAUCAAAACAUGCCCUUUCGAUGUCCCGCUUGACUGUUUUCAAAGACGAUUGUCUGUUUUUGCUUUACAGGAUGUUUAGAUAUUUACCGUAAAAUUGGGGAAAUGCCGUGCUUUGGGAAACGGCAUUGACUCUGCUCCCUGGUUUGGAAAGGGGAGCUUGUCGGCAGCUGAGGCUUGGCAGCUACCGACUCCAAAAUCUCUGGAGACGACCCCCACCCCACCCCGCCCCUUCUCCUUGCCUUGCUUGGCUUGAGCUGCUGCUGCUGUUAAUCCCCACCCUGCCCAUGCCAACCGCUAUAGCGCUAGAACGGACGAGAUCCCUGCGGCCGGGUUGAUGCUUAUGUACUGUAUUGUUCUUCACGGUGGUGCAUUUGAGGGUGACGGCGGUGCCGACAUGUGCCUUCGGAGGGAGGUUGGUGGCCUUAGACGGGGUGAGGGAGAAAGAUGGAGGAAGGACAGGAUUCAAACCCGGAGCUUUUCCCUGAUCAGGCUUCCUAUCCUCCGUCCUGGUGCAGAAUCCUUUUUCCCGUCGCCCGAAGCCACAUCCCAGCACAGCCCCUGGACGCUUGCCUGUUGUAGCUUCCCUCCACACCCACAGAAAAGGUGAUCCUUCCAUGUCCCUAAAGGGGUUUUUUUUUAAAACAGAAAGUUGAACUUAGGAUAGCUGAGAAGAAUGUGCCUUGAUCUGAGCCCCGGGGGGGGGCUUGCCACAUUGAAUGUCUCCCCAAACAGCCGAGUCUUUUGAGAUGCUGAGAGCAGCACUGGCCAGAGGGUUUUGCUUCUUAGACACAGAAGCCUGAAUCCUGGAAUCCCAAAGUGGGGGGGGGGUGAGAGAACCCUCUCUCAUGGAGUAAAGUGGGGCAGCCCCACAGAAAUCUGUAUCUCUACUGCCUUGCCCCCCCCAAAAAAAAGUGGCUGGAGGGAUCGGGGAGGGAUGUCAGCCACCCAGAUGUCGGCUUGCAGCUCCUGGCCCCUCUCUUAGUGAAGGAACCUGGGAGGGGGGGUGCGUCUCCCCCACAUCUGGGGGGCUGCCACCCGCCUUCCCCUGGUUCCCUCUGCCGGUCUCCUCCUCCACCUUUCCCCUAAACCUCUCAGCAGGAAAGGCAUCCAGUUCUGGCUGAGUGUCAUCAUUUUCCGGGGAGCAUCUCCGAGGUCCUGCAGGAAAAAGGGUGAUCCGUUUGGCCCCUCCAGCCCAUGCUCGGUAGGAACGCAGAAUGAAAAAUCAGAGAGAGAGAGAGAGAAGGUCGGUUUUGAGGGUUCCCCCCUCCCAGCCCAAGCAGGGGCCCCGGAUCAGCCACCUUGACACCCCCCCCCCAGAUUAUUAGACGGUUGGCUGACGGGGCGUUUUGGCACCACGUCCAGGGGGGCAGCUCUGGGGAAAAACCCGCCCAAUGCCUUAAGCUGCAGCCGCGCCCGGCGUUUCCCAAAGAUCCGCCAACGAGCUGUACGUCUAAUGUUGUGUCCAUGAGAAGCGACUGCUAAUUGUUUCCUCUGUUUGCCGCUGGUUUUGGGGUAUCCGAGGGCGGGUCGGCCAAGCCCGGUGACACCGAUCCUUUGGCCGGAGUCCAGCGUUUCUGUUAUGUUUUUUUCUCCCCUCCUAAAGCCAAUACAAGUUAACAAAAAGUUUACUCCA
Molecule: messenger RNA, 4771 nt
Organism: Pogona vitticeps (central bearded dragon)
Lineage: Eukaryota; Metazoa; Chordata; Lepidosauria; Squamata; Agamidae
Gene: LMNA
Product: lamin A/C
Biological process (GO): nuclear envelope organization; nuclear pore localization; nuclear migration
Cellular component (GO): nuclear lamina; nuclear envelope
Molecular function (GO): structural constituent of cytoskeleton
Source: RefSeq, a predicted model, not a curated record